This is a messenger RNA of Eptesicus fuscus (big brown bat), 2857 nucleotides long. RefSeq names its product S-adenosyl-L-methionine-dependent tRNA 4-demethylwyosine synthase TYW1. Gene Ontology annotation, molecular function: 4 iron, 4 sulfur cluster binding; catalytic activity; FMN binding. The record is from RefSeq and is a predicted model, not a curated record. NCBI's taxonomy places the organism in Eukaryota, Metazoa, Chordata, Mammalia, Chiroptera, Vespertilionidae. Gene Ontology annotation, biological process: wybutosine biosynthetic process. Bases 41 to 1930 code for a protein of 629 amino acids. The transcript is spliced from 13 exons.
CUCACAGGAGAAAUCAAUUCCAAAAGCAGCACAGGAUUUGAUGACAAAUGGUUAUAUCUCUCUUCACAAGAAGGAAGUCUUUGUGUCUGGAGUGAAGAUUUUCUAUGGUUCCCAGACUGGUACAGCAAAGGAAUUUGCAACAAUUCUUGCUGAAGCUGUUACCUCCCUAUAUCUGCCUGUGGCAAUUAUUAAUCUGAAAGAAUAUGAUCCAGAUGAUAAUCUAGUAGAAGAGGUUACUAGUAAAAAUGUUUGUGCCUUCCUGGUUGCUACAUAUACUGAUGGCCGACCAACUGAGAGUGCAGAGUGGUUCUGCAAAUGGUUAGAGGAAGCGUCCAAUGAUUUUCGAUUUGGCAAAACUUACCUGAAGGGUAUGAGAUAUGCAGUGUUUGGCCUGGGAAAUUCUGCCUAUGCGAGCCACUUCAACAAGGUUGGCAAGAAUGUUGAUAAGUGGCUCUGGAUGCUCGGUGCUCAUCGCGUGAUGACUCGAGGGGAGGGCGACUGCAAUGUCGUUAAAAGCAAACAUGGCAGCAUUGAAGCCGACUUCAGAGCUUGGAAGACCAAGUUCAUCUCCCAGCUCCAGGUGCUUUGUAAAGGAGAGAAGAAAUCCUGUGAUGGCAAUUGCAAGAAAGGCAAAUGUGAAUCUAAUCAGCGUAGCUCAGAGGAAAUGGAGCUAGGAUCUCAUCCUCAGGAUGGAUUGCAUCAGAGAGACCCUGAGAGAGAAAAGGAACAGCAGGAAGAGAAAACUGGUUUGUUCAGGAACACCGUGAAGAAUGAAGCCAGUGAGAGAAGAGCUAUGAUAACUCCUGCUCUCCGAGAAGCCCUUACUAAACAAGGUUAUCAGUUGAUUGGGAGCCAUUCUGGUGUGAAACUUUGCAGGUGGACAAAGUCAAUGCUCCGAGGAAGAGGAGGUUGCUAUAAACAUACAUUCUAUGGUAUUGAAAGCCAUCGUUGCAUGGAAACCACCCCGAGCUUAGCAUGUGCAAAUAAAUGUGUCUUCUGUUGGCGGCACCACACCAAUCCAGUGGGCACUGAAUGGCGGUGGAAGAUGGACCAGCCUGAAGUGAUCUUAAAGGAAGCCAUUGAAAACCAUCAGAACAUGAUCAAGCAGUUUAAAGGUGUACCAGGUGUCAAAGAAGAACGUUUUAAAGAAGGAAUGACAGUAAAGCACUGUGCAUUGUCCCUUGUGGGAGAACCCAUCAUGUACCCAGAAAUCAACAGGUUUUUGAAGCUACUCCAUGAGUGUAAAAUAUCCAGUUUCCUGGUCACAAAUGCACAAUUCCCUGUGGAAAUCAGGAAUCUUAAACCGGUUACCCAGCUAUACGUCAGUGUGGAUGCCAGCAGCAAAGACAGCCUGAAGAAAAUUGACCGCCCACUCUUCAAGGACUUCUGGCAAAGAUUCCUGGACAGUUUGAAAGCCUUGGCAGCAAAGCAACAGCGGACUGUCUACAGACUGACUCUAGUUAAAGCAUGGAAUGUGGAUGAACUCCAAGCCUAUGCUGAGCUGGUGUCUCUAGGGCGUCCUGACUUCAUCGAAGUGAAGGGUGUUACCUACUGUGGAGAGAGUUCAGCAAGCAGUCUUACCAUGGCCAACGUGCCCUGGCAUGAGGAAGUAGUACGCUUUGUCCGUGAAUUGGUGGAUCUGAUCCCUGACUAUGAAAUUGCUUGUGAACAUGAACAUUCCAAUUGCCUCCUGAUUGCUCACAAAAAGUUUAAGAUUGAUAGAGAAUGGUGGACGUGGAUUGAUUAUAACCGCUUCCAGGAGCUUAUCCAGGAAUAUGAAGACAGUGGUGGAUUAAAAACUUUCAGCACAGAGGAUUACAUGGCCAAAACUCCUCACUGGGCUUUAUUUGGUGCUAAUGAAAGAGGCUUUGAUCCCAAGGACACAAGAUUUCAGAGGAAGAACAAAUCAAAGAAUAUUUCUGGAUGUUGAGAUUAUGUGCAUUUAGGAUACUGAAGGACAAAAACUAACGGCCCCAGAGGGUUCUCAGACUCCACCGUGAUUUUUUUCAAGGACAAAUUACACAAAUUAUAUUUUCAUACCCAGGAGACUGUAAGGCAGAACCUGAGGAUACAAGUCAUGUCCUGAGACUGAGGAGACAGCAUCACUCUUGGAGUUCCAUAGCCUUGCCAUUUCUUUCCAGAACUCAGUCCCUUUUCUGAUUUUCCUUCUGAGAAGAAAUUCACAUGGGAGCGAGGGGGAGUAUACACACUCAUUAUUAGGAUUUAACUGACAGUUUUGAGUUAUAAUUAGUAACCCUCCUUAGAAUGCUAUUGAGGUUGUACGGAAUGAGUAUCUUCCUCUUCCCCUUGCGGCUAUAGCCCUUGUGGGUUGUACGGCCCUGAGGUAAGUGUAUCCACUCCCUCUAAGAUCUUAUAUCUGAAACUAACUUAAGUUGUCAUAAUUCUCAGUUAUUUUAAAAUACUGCAUAUAUUACUUCAAAUUUUUGUUUAGUACCAACCCUUUAGAAACUGAAUGGGUUUUAAAACUGGACUAGAUAUCAUUCUGUUCCCAAAUUGCCAGAGAGGGUAAUAUAUGGGCUGAAUUAGAGUAAAAGCUCUUUUCUGUAAGAAGAAUUGCCAUCUGAUGUCAUUGAAUAGUUAGUCUCACACACUUGGAAACAUGAGUACAAUUUGCUUUUUGUUUAAGAAGUCAGUGUUUAAGCCUCGUAUGAGUACAUGUAUAGCAGGUCUGACCAUCUUCUUUCACUCUUGUUGCCCUAAGUACUUGACUCAGUCUGUUCUUUAAGGUUCAAGUUUUUUCUCAUUGUAAACAUGAAAUAAUAGCUUUUUAAAGUAUUAUAGUUAUUUUUAAAAUUUCUUUAUCCUAAAAAUUUUAGUAAUAAAAAUCUUUUGUAGA